Molecule: messenger RNA, 594 nt
Organism: Theobroma cacao (cacao)
Lineage: Eukaryota; Viridiplantae; Streptophyta; Magnoliopsida; Malvales; Malvaceae
Source: RefSeq, a predicted model, not a curated record
AUGUCAUUCUCUCCCUGGGACUUGCCAAUACCAUAUGUUUCAAACCACUCCAAUCUUCAAUGCUGUCUUGACUGCAUUACUCCCUCUGUUCCCACCCGAAUCCUUACUAGUAAGAAAUGUGUUCAAACUUCCAAUGCCUUCUUGCAAUUCCAUGAGAGGGAUAUAGUUGAAGGGUUCGCUUUAAGUGACCUUUGGCACUCUUAUAAUGAGUGGAGUGCCUAUGGCGUUGGUGUCCCAAUUGUGUUGAACAAUGGCGACCGUGUAGUGCAGUACUAUUCACCUUCCUUAUCAGCUUUGCAAAUAUACACUAGCAAACCGUUUCCCUCAUCCAAGUCUCUAUUCGAUCAAACUGAUGAGAAAUUUGGGGAGUUGGAGAAGGAAGCAAAGCUUGAAAAAGAGUCUGCUCAUAAUGAUAACAUGCCUUCAAGCAAUAGCUCAUGCUUGAGUCUGGAUAUUACUUGGGACGAUUCUACAACAUUUCAAUUUAGUUCAGGUCAAACAACAAAUCAGUGUCACUACUUAUAUUGCCAAUACAACGAGACAUGCAGUCCUUAUUUUAGAGUUCCAUUUAAAGAAAAGGUGCACGUAUUUUAA